AUGUUUGAUGUGACGGUGCGCUUGUCAUGGCAAGGAUGGAAAGAUGCCUUCACAUCGGGAUUCUGCUUGCUGUACGCAUGGCAUAGCUCCAACAGUGAGAAUACUGCGACCUGGUUGAAGACCUGGGGAAGUGGCUACUCCUACGGCUGGGCCGGCGAUGGAGGAACCUGCGCCUUUGACCAGCGUGCGGAAGUUUCAGGAAGCUUCGCUUUGAGCUGGUCGAUGAACGGCAAUGCGCACAAGGUAGAGGACAUCCCAGGCUUGCUCCAAGGGAUUCAAUACGAUGUAAGCUUCAAGGUCAAGGCUACUGCCAGCGCGUCGGCCACCUUGAGCACUCACUGGAGCAGCAACAGCUGCGACGGCUCCGCGUGCCCCGCGGACGUCGCCUGCCCCUCAGGACGAUCGCUGGUCAAGUGCGAAGCAGGGACCGACGUCGUAUCCGUCAAGACCCCUCUGGGAGUGCAAAUUACGAGUACAGGGCGAUGCCGGGCCUACGGUGCUUCCGGUAUGGGUGCCGACGUUCGUGUGGGCGUUGAGAAGAGCAGAGCUGAAGGAGACGACUGGUCGGACUAUGCCGGUUGCGGGGCCAGUGGCUAUGUGGCGGUCACGCCUGCAAUGAUGUGGGCAGGUAUCAAUUUUGCGGGAACCGGCGUAUCCGAUCUCAGCCGCAUCUCCAACAAGGGCGACAAUGAAAAGACGAGGCUGUGCCCGCAAGGCACGUGGCUGAAGCGCAUGGAAGUCUGCUCGGGAGACAAAUGGGACGGUGUGUACUAUGGCCAAUGCACGAACGAUCAAGUCAUGGACACGCAGAACGAUGCGUGCGAUCGACGCAGACGCCGUGGCAAUAGAAGAAGAGAGCAAGAGGGUCGCCGUCGUCAUACCCAGAUGAACACGGGCUCUGGGGCGCGGCGCGUGUAUGGCCGGGCUGGAAGCAACGCGGACAAGGUCUGCAUUGACGGUGGGUACUGCCGCGGCAACACGAACUCGAACGCAUUCGACCACACCUGCGGGGCGAACGCUCUCCUCGCGGGAUUCAAGGAGUACGAGCGCCGCAGGAGCAUUCGCUUCAUGUGUCGUGACGUACGGCCGGUUGUGAAAGCUUUCGACUGCAUCGAUGGCGGGUGCAGGGCGAAGUGUGCAAAUGACAACUGCAAGAUCAAGCCCUUCUGCGUGAAAGCCCACGUUAACUCUGUGGAGAGCGGAGCCGAGGCCACGUCUACGGGUGGAGGCGCCUGGUCCGGCUGGUCUACAUGCCCUUCGCGCUAUUCGGCGGUGGGGCUCCGAUACAUGGAGCUGCUGGGGAGCGUGGUUGAUGCCGACGUGUCAAGCUUGGAUGGUCUGGAGUGCAUCGACAAUAAAUGUCGAGCGAAGAGCCCUCGGAAAGCGGUGAAGAUCAGAGCCGCAUGCGUAAAGCACAUAAGUACGCAGCUGGGCACGACGAGGGAGAAAACGGGCACCGGUUGGUCGUCGUAUUCGACUUGCCCAUCUGGCUACAACCCAGUCGGCGUGGCCAAGGCCUACAUGAAUGGUGGUUGGGACACGAUGCGCAUCUGGGAUUGCAGCACUUCUCAGAAUGGCUGUCGUAUCUACUGCGUCGGAACGGACAAGUGCACCAUCAACACCGCCUGUAUUUCCGCCAAGACCUGGGCAAGGGCAGAGUGCUCCCAGGAUCACAAGAACUUGAUUGUGAGGAGCACCACUGGCACCGGGAACCGGCAACCAAGCAGCUGUCCCUCUACGCACAACAGUGUCCGGUGCUUCUGUUACUCCGCGACACAAAACAAAUGCACAGCCAGCCGGCGCCGGAAUGUAGGUAGUCUCAGUGGCUGCUCGCACAACUUCGGCUCGGCUACAGGGAGAGUUUCUCGGCUGUGCACGCAAGCCGAAGCUUCCAUCCGCUAUUACCUCGGAGACCAGGCCUCUCACAUCAUAGAAGACGUGACGGCUGCCUACACCACGCAGACGCACAAAUUCACGGCUGAUGGCUCAGGAAAGCUCCCGCUGAGGGUCCGCGGAUUGUCGCGAAGUGGUGUCACCCUCCAUGUAACAGAUCUGAAGAUACAAGACUCGGCAACGUCUACGAGUGAUCAAAGCUUGCUGAUCGACCUGGAAAACAAAUGCUCCGGGUCGCGCUGGGAAGUUCAGCUUCCAGCAAGCCCUGAAGGGACUCCGUAUCUGGUGACAGUGACUUACGGAGACAAGCGGACAGCAAUUCAGACUUCCUCCUGCUCUGUCGGAACGGCUGGACAGAAACUAGGUCAGCAAGUUCUGGGCACCGGGCACCCGAAACCUUUCCUCAAACCUGUGAGCCCUAAAGCCUUCACCUGA
Molecule: messenger RNA, 2328 nt
Organism: Symbiodinium sp. CCMP2456
Lineage: Eukaryota; Dinophyceae; Suessiales; Symbiodiniaceae
Source: the annotation of a GenBank genome assembly